GGAAGAAGUAUUUGAACUAAAACCACUGAGGGGCAAAAUAGAGAAGUGGUUCCGGUGAAGAGACUCCGGCUACUGCGAGGAGGAAGUGACGCCUCACAUCCAGGUCGUAGAUGGAGGUUUAAGGGACUGGCUGCCACGGUGGGGGGGCUGCUUCUGAGGCCAACAUGUCUGUUAAUGGGACCAGUUUACUGUUUGAAGGCUUUCUGCAGAAAAGAAAAGACACUCUGAAACUGAGGUGGGUCACGUACUGGUUCAGGCUUCAGAACACGACCCUGUUCUUCUACAAUGAGAAGAACUGUGAUGCUUCAACCUUGAAAGGUUAUUACUACAUUUAUACAGUUCAAUCAGUGCGAGAGAUUCCAAAAGCUACUAAGAAGCACUUUAUGUUUGAAAUCAUCUUGACAAACGGGAAGUGCAAAAUGUUGGCAGCCCAGACAGCAGCUCUCAGAAAGCAGUGGGUUGAGCACCUUUGGGAAGCCAUGCGCCUCUCUACGAAUCCAGGCACUCAUCAUAGCAUGAUGCCGCUGCUUCCUGCUGCUUCUGUUACUCCCAGUCAUCAAAUCUACCCUGAAGCCAGGAUCCACGAGAAGCACAGCUUAGAUCACGAGUCUCAUUCCAUUGGGUUCAACGGUGAAGAUCACCAAUCAUAUGAAUAUGACGUCUUACCUUGUAGAGGUUUGGUGGAAACGUAUAUUUCGUUUCUUAAGAGAUUUAGCAGAUCUCUAAAGUCAUUUCAUCUCAUUCUUGCAGCCGUUCAGAAGAUCAGCACUCCAACAAAGAUGGAUGAUCUGUACGAUUCUCCCAGAUCUUGCAUUAAACAUGCUGAGUAUGAGGAACCCACAUAUGACAUUCCAAGCUCUCAUUUGAGGACGACUUUUUGCACAUUAGUUUCAGAGGAGUCGUCAGAGGAGGAAACUCACUGAAGAAAACAAGAUGGAAACCCACCAUGUCGGCGUCAUGUAUAUUUCCUUCUACAGACUAAUCCAUCACAUCUACAUGUUUUGUGUUUGAGGAGAAAAAAGUG
This is a messenger RNA of Oryzias melastigma (Indian medaka), 1024 nucleotides long. RefSeq lists its product as uncharacterized. The record is from RefSeq and is a predicted model, not a curated record. Lineage: Eukaryota; Metazoa; Chordata; Actinopteri; Beloniformes; Adrianichthyidae. The transcript is spliced from 9 exons. Bases 165 to 923 code for a protein of 252 amino acids.